This is a messenger RNA of Sabethes cyaneus, 1041 nucleotides long. RefSeq names its product odorant receptor Or2-like. Gene Ontology annotation, molecular function: odorant binding; olfactory receptor activity. The transcript is spliced from 4 exons. The record is from RefSeq and is a predicted model, not a curated record. Lineage: Eukaryota; Metazoa; Arthropoda; Insecta; Diptera; Culicidae. Gene Ontology annotation, cellular component: plasma membrane. Gene Ontology annotation, biological process: sensory perception of smell; detection of chemical stimulus involved in sensory perception of smell. Bases 1 to 1041 code for a protein of 346 amino acids.
AUGAAUGUACUAAACUGUCCGAUAAUUUCAACCAACGUGCGCGUUUUCCGUUUCUUUUCGUUCAUGCUAAAGGAGGACGCCAUGUGCUACGUUUGGAUCAUUCCGGUUGCGAUAAUCGAUUUGUUUAUGUUUACCAAUAUUUACUACUUGUGGGGAUAUUUCGAGGUUUGGAUAACCAAUGCAUUCCUCACUAUUUUGUUGUUCAAUGCGACUGCAAUUGAAGACCUCGCGGUGCAGAGAAUCAUAACUAGUCUCACUAAGCGCGCAAGAAUGCUGACUUUUUGCAACUAUGGCUUAGCAAUGUUGGUCGAUGUGUGCAUAUUAGCUUAUCCACUGUAUAUCGAGGAACGUAAAUUACCAUUUGAAAUCUAUGUUCCUUUCAUGGACGUCCGGAAAUCACCCAGUUAUGAAAUUGCCUACGCCAUUCAGGCAUUGUGGUUAAUUCCGGCCAACUGCAUGUACAUUCCGUUAAGUAAUUUUUUCUUCUCGGCGACUUUGUUCGGUUUAAUACAGAUUAAGACGCUGCAGCAUCAGCUGACCGUACUCAAAGCUAAUACAUUAAGAAAGUGUUCGAUAAAUCUGAACUUGACGAUCAAUAAAAUUAUCGAGGAUCAUUUGCGGAUCAUAACUUACAUCGAAGACAUUAAUUCGUUGCUUGGCUUCAUCUGCCUCGUUGAAUUUUUAUUGUUUGAAAUUAUGAUAUGCGUCCUAUUAUACCAUAUCUUUACGACAAAUAACUACAGUCAAAUUAUCGUAAGUGGAUGUUACAUCUUCGGAGCGACGGUGGAGCUAUUCGCUGUCUACUGGCACGCAAAUGAGGUUCGCGAAGAAAGCGUUCGAGUCGCCGAGGCUGCUUACAAUGGAUCAUGGAUCGAUAUGGAUAAGUCAGCCAAAAAGAAGCUCCUGCUGAUUAGUCUCAGAGCCCAGCGUCCGUUGGAGAUAAAACUGGGCAACGUUUUUCCGAUAACUCUAGAGAUGUUUCAAUCACUGCUGAAUACAUCCUACUCAUACUGUACGUUGCUGAGACGUUUUAAUAACUAA